Molecule: messenger RNA, 4600 nt
Organism: Aspergillus melleus
Lineage: Eukaryota; Fungi; Ascomycota; Eurotiomycetes; Eurotiales; Aspergillaceae
Exons: 11
Coding region: 1-4386 (1461 amino acids)
Biological process (GO): transmembrane transport
Cellular component (GO): membrane
Molecular function (GO): ATP binding; ABC-type transporter activity; ATP hydrolysis activity
Source: RefSeq, a predicted model, not a curated record
AUGACCAAACAGCUCGAGCCAAUGUCAGCAGCUAUCGAAUCGGGAAAGGGAUCGAGUGAUGAUGAUAGGGAAGCCUCUAUCUCUCAACUUGCUCGCCAAGUGAGUCGAACUUCGGUGACAGGUGGUGCCGAUGUCAAUUCCCCUUUGAACCCCGAAAGCAACAGCAAGCUUGAUCCUUUCUCCCCCUCGUUCAACGCAAAGAUAUGGGUAAGAUCCUUUAUGCAGCUGUUGGAGUCACGCUCUGGCGAGAUGCCUCUGCGAAAAAGCGGCAUUGCAUAUCGCAACCUCAGUGUUUCGGGAUACAACAAUGGAGCUUCGUACCAGAAGAGCACUGGGAACAUCCCUCUUGGUAUCCUGUCAUAUGCCGCUGGAUUGAUCAGCAGGAAUCGACGCAAAGACAAGAUCAAAAUCCUGCGUGACUUCGAGGGCGUUGUUAAUGAUGGGGAGAUGCUUCUUGUUCUUGGCCCGCCAGGAUCAGGAUGCUCAACCCUGUUGAAGACUCUGGCGGGCCAGACAAGUGGCUUGGAUAUUAGUCCUGAUUCGUACCUCAACUACAGGGGAAUACUCCCCAAGCAUAUGCACCACCGAUUCCGGGGCGAUGUCCUUUACAAUGCCGAGUUAGACGUCCACCUUCCGCACCUCACUGUCGGAGAGACACUCACUUUUGCGGCUCGCGCGAAACCAUGUACAAGCAUCCCGGGAGUCAGCGCCGUUCAAGCAAGCAACAUCAUUCGGGAUGUAGUCAUGGCCAUUUUUGGAAUUGCACACACCAAGAACACCCGAGUCGGCGACGAGUACGUGCGCGGAGUCAGUGGUGGUGAACGCAAGCGCGUCAGUAUCGCUGAGGCGGCUUUGACUGGUGCAAAGUUCCAGUGCUGGGAUAAUUCCACUCGCGGGUUGGACAGUCAGAAUGCCAUUCAAUUCUGUAAGAAUCUGCGUUUGCAAGCAGAUUAUAUGGGUCUGGCAUCUGUGAUAGCCCUCUACCAGGCUCCACAAGAUGCUUACGAGCUCUUCGACAAAGUAACAGUCCUUUACGAUGGGAGACAGAUCUUCUACGGCCGAGUAGAGGAUGCAAAGAAAUAUUUCGAAGAUCUUGGGUUUGAAUGCCCUGAAAGACAAACUACGCCUGAUUUCCUCACCUCAAUGACUAGUCCUCAAGAGCGCAGGAUAAGAUCCGGAUGCGAAAACUGGGCCCCGCGAACACCGGAAGACUUCGCCCAGCGAUGGAAGAACAGUGUCCAACGUCAGAAUCUCAUGCAAGAGAUCGAAGUAUACAAAAACAACCAUGACCAAAAGCUACGACUUGAAGAAUUCACCAAAUCCCGGCGAGCAGAGCGUGGAAGGUUUCAAAGCACCAAGUCUCCUUACAAAUUGUCCUACUGGAAGCAGAUUGAACUAUGUCUUUGGCGCGGUUGGCGAAGACUCCUGGCAGACCCCGGAUUUACCAUCAUUCAACUCUUGUUCAAUACUAUUAUCGCUCUCGUGUUGGGCUCUAUGUUCUACAACCUAAAAGAGGAUACAUCAAGUUUCUACUACCGGGGAGCCAUGAUGUUCUUCGGGCUGCUUUUCAACGCUUUUUCAAGUCAGCUCGAGGUUCUCACACUGUAUGCCGAGCGUCCGACAGUCGAGAAACAGAACCGUUACGCCUUCUAUCAUCAGUCUGCUCAAUCCAUCGCGAGCUACCUAAUCGACGUUCCGUACAAAACCGUCAACAUGAUCGUCUUCAACACACUUAUCUAUUUCAUGGCGAAUUUUCGUCGUGAAGUCGGCGCGUUUUUUUUCUACUGUCUCACUUCAUACAUCACCACCUUGGUUAUGUCCGCAGUCUAUCGCACACUCGCAAGUGUCACGCGAACUUCCCACCAAGCAAUGGUUCCAAGCUCUAUUCUCACUAUAGGCGUCAUGAUAUAUACUGGUUUCACUAUUCCCACCGCUUAUAUGCAGGGAUGGUCCCGCUGGAUGGGGUACAUAAACCCUCUGGCCUACGCAUUCGAAGCGCUGAUGGCGAACGAGUUUCAUGGAAGAGAAUUUCCAUGUGCUCAGAUCGUCCCCGAAGGUCCGUCUUACGGAAAUGUGACGCUGGAUCAUCGCAUCUGUGCAUCUGUGGGCUCAGUACCUGGUUCGCCGGUCGUUGAUGGUGAGCAUUACAUCAACCAAGCAUUUGAUUAUUGGAAUUCCCAUAAAUGGAGGAAUGUCGGUAUCCUUUUUGGCUUUUUUAUCGGCUUCUUAGCUAUCUACUUCAUCUCUGCCGAGUACGCCCGUCCGCCCCGAAGCAAGGGUGAGGUUUUGGUAUUUCGCAGAGGAAAAGUACCACACGGAUCUGUUGCUCGAAAGUCAGAUGUGGAGUCCCUAGGUGUACAAAGGCUUGUGGUUUCCCAACGUAUUGAAGAAUAUGACCCUGUCAAGAAAAACGAGCAGUCAGGACCUGUGUUUCACUGGGAAGAUCUUUGCUAUGACAUCAAGAUUAAAGGCGAGGAUCGUAGGAUUCUGGACCACAUAGACGGCUGGGUGCGACCUGGAACAUCCACCGCACUUAUGGGUGCAUCCGGUGCAGGAAAAACAACUCUUUUGGACACUCUAGCUGCCAGAGUUACCAUGGGAGUGGUAUCCGGGAAUGCUUUUGUUGACGGGAUACCGACGGAUGCCUCUUUCGCUCAUAAGAUUGGCUAUGUGCAGCAGCAAGACCUGCACCUUGAUACAAUGACCGUCCGAGAAGCGCUAGAAUUUAGCGCUAUUCUUCGUCAACCUGCUAAUGUGUCCAAGGAUGAAAAGAUAGCAUACACUGAGGAGGUCAUUGAAAUGCUUGACAUGCAGGAAUUCGCAGAUGCUGUUAUCGGCGUUCCCGGAGAAGGUCUGAAUGUCGAACAACGCAAACGAUUGACCAUUGGAGUAGAGCUCGCAGCAAGACCCGAACUCCUUGUCUUUCUGGAUGAGCCUACUUCAGGUUUAGAUUCUCAGACCUCAUGGGCAGUAUGUGAUUUGAUCGAGAAACUGGUGAAGAGCGGCCAAGCAGUCCUAUGCACGAUUCACCAGCCUUCUGCAAUUCUCUUCCAAAGAUUUGAUCGCCUUCUUCUACUUCAGCCAGGUGGGAAGACUGUCUACUUUGGUGAGCUUGGCGACAAUGCCCGCACGUUAAUCGACUACCUUGAGCGCAACGGAGCCCCUAGGUGCCCUUCAGAUGGAAAUCCCGCGGAGUGGAUGCUCAGAGUCACUGAACCAGUCUCUGAAAAUUCCGCAACUCAGCUUGAAUGGUCCAGAAUUUGGCGUUCUUCGCCUGAAUACCAGCAGAUGAAAGAUGAGCUUGCUCGACUCAAACAACAUGCUACCGGCCGGGCUUUGAAUUCUCCAUUGAGGGACACAGACAAUUCGCAGCAUCACGAGUUUGUCGCUUCGUUUUCGACUCAAUUUUGGCAAGUUUUGAAGCGUGUCUCAAAGCAUUUCUACCGUUCACCAGGCUACAUCUACUCGAAGGUCGCCUUGGUGGCCUUGUCGGCGCUCUACGUUGGUUUCAGCUUCAAGGCUGACAACAGCCUCCAGGGGCUCCAGAAUCAGAUCUAUGCCUUUUUCAUGUACUUGACCAUGUUCGGCAGUUUGAAUGAGCAGAUAAUGCCGUUAUUUGUCCCUCAACGUGCCCUAUACGAGGUGCGUGAGCAGCCAUCACGGAUGUAUCGAUGGGCCACAUACGUUCUGUCCAACAUACUGGUAGAAAUAUUCUGGAACACGCUCAUGGCCGUCCUGGUCUAUUGCUGCUGGUUCUACCCUGUCGGCUUUACUCAGAACAUGUCGCCUGAAGAUGAACACACUCGCGGGUUCCUCGUCUUCCUCUUUUCGUGGAUGUUCAUGCUAUUCGUCAGCACAUUUUCCCAUCUUUGCAUUGCAGCGUUCGAAACUCCAGACAUGGCAGGCGCUUUAGCCACCUUGAUCUGGCUUUUAUGUAUUUCAUUCUGCGGUGUGGGCGUAGCCAAAGCCGAUCUCCCAGGUUUCUGGUCCUUCAUGUACCGCGUCUCACCCGCAACAUACCUAGUGAGCGGCGUAUUAUCGACCUCGCUAUCUGGCGCCCAAAUCACCUGUGCGCCGCAUGAAGUUCUCCGCAUGCUACCACCCGCGAACUUGACUUGCGGCGAAUACAUGAGCGAUUUCAUAAGCACUGCUGGCGGAUACCUUCUUGAUGAAGGAGCCAAGGGACAAUGCGAGUACUGUCGGUUGAGCGUCACCGAUGAUUAUUUAGCGACGUUCAAUAUUUAUUACGCGGAUCGGUGGAGAAAUUUCGGGUUGCUUUGGGUCUAUGUGGUGGUGAAUAUUGUUGGCGCUUUGGCUGUGUAUUGGCUGUUUCGGGUUCCUAAGUCUUCGCGAGGGAAGAAGAGGGAACAGGGUAAGAAAUUGUGAUUGGAUUGUCUAUGGAUGUAGAUUCGAUUUUAGAUUACUCUUAAUGGUACUUAGGGCUAUGGUGAGGAGUAAUGGUCUUAGUUCUCAAAACACUUUGACUGGCCUAAGUGCAGUUAAUUAGAUCAGUUCACCUACAACUUCUAAUGAAUACAAGUGUAAGCGCUUGCGCAGAACUAUUUGAACCUGAAUAUUCAAAUGCCAGGAAAAGAACGAG